This is a messenger RNA of Bufo gargarizans (Asiatic toad), 3302 nucleotides long. It is a transcript of the gene ASB6, whose product is annotated as ankyrin repeat and SOCS box containing 6. The transcript has 7 exons. Lineage: Eukaryota; Metazoa; Chordata; Amphibia; Anura; Bufonidae. Gene Ontology annotation, molecular function: protein binding. Gene Ontology annotation, biological process: protein ubiquitination; intracellular signal transduction. The coding region runs from base 73 to 1347 and encodes 424 amino acids. The record is from RefSeq and is a predicted model, not a curated record. Gene Ontology annotation, cellular component: BRCA1-BARD1 complex.
GUAACAUCCGCUUCCGUUUUAGGAUUCCAGGCGCAGAAGAGUGCUGCUGGUGGCGGCCGUUGAUCUCCCAGCAUGCCUUUCCUCCACGGCUUCCGGAGGAUAAUCUUUGAAUACCAACCUCUGGUAGAUGAGAUCCUGGGAGCGGUGGGCAUCCAUGACCCGGAGCAGACGGAGGUGCCGCCGAGCACCGGCAGCUACCUGGCCGCUGACGGUGACAAGUUUCUUGCUUUGAAUGAACUUCUGGAGAGACAUUCGCAGUCGGCGUUCUACCGCGAGGGGAUCAGUUACUCCCUCCUGAAGGUGGCAGAGCUGGGGCUGGUCGCGGCUGCCGAGAUCCUCCUCCAGUACGGCGCCGACCUCAGCUUCGAGGAUCCUGUGACGUACUACACGCCCCUUCACAUCGCAGUCCUCCGGAACCAGCCCGACAUGGUGGAGCUACUGGUUCAGAGUGGAGCGGAUAUUAACAAGAGGGACAGGAUUCAUGAGAGCAGUCCCCUGGACCUGGCCAGCGAGGAGCCUGAGCGGCUGCCGUGUUUGCAGCGACUUCUCGACCUCGGAGCGGAUGUGAACGCAGCGGAUAAAAACGGUAAGACGGCUCUGCUACACGCACUGGCCAGCAGCGACGGAGUCCAGAUCCACAACACUGAAAAUAUCCGGUUGCUUCUGGAAGGAGGUGCCGACGUAAAGGCCAUGACCAAAGACUGCGACACCGUAUUUUCAAGCAUCAUCUUCCUACUGGGAGAGAUUGUUGGAUCCGAUAAAGAGGAGGCAAAGCUGAUUAACCAUUUCUGCUUCCGGGUCAGCCAGCUGCUGAUGGCCCACGGCGCAGACCCCAGCGAGUGCCCGUCCCACGAGUCCCUCACUCACACGUGCCUCAAAAGCUUCAAGCUCCACUUUCCUCUCCUGCGUUUCCUUCUGGAAUCGGGCGCCUCGUACAACUGCUCCCAGCACGGCCCCUCCUGCUGGUCCGGCUUUCACAUAGUCUUUGACAGGCUGUGCACUUACCUGGGCAACUGCGAGGACUGCGACUCUGUGGACCUUCUGAACAAAGCCGAGGGCGUCCUGGAACUGAUGGUCGCCCAGUCUCCGAGGGUCACCCUGCCCAGGAACUUUGACCUGAACACGUCGAGCUGCAGGGUCCACGCUGACCAAGUCAACGCCCUACACCAGUCCCUAAAACAGCUGGAGCAGUCGCCCCCUACCCUGAAGCAUCUGUGCAGGGUCUACAUCCGCCGGAGGCUCAGGCCUUGGCCCGUGGAUGUCAAAGUGAAAUCCUUGCCCCUUCCAGACCGCCUGAAACUCUACCUUCUUAUCCACCCCGCUGCCUCCUAUGAAGAGGACCCCUAGUGGUGGACCCCCGGGGAGGAGACUUUGUCCCGUGUCCUUUUGUUUCCACCUAAGAAAUCGGGUGUCUGCAGAGCAGAGGUGCCCGCCGCCCUCCCAUAGAUGUAUUCUCGUGCUUGUGAUCUUGAAGGGUGUAGUAGUCAAUGGCCGAUCCAUUUCAUCAGGGUAUGGAACCCCUUUAAUUGGACCUGAAUUUCUGCAUGAUCCUCUCCUCCGGACCUGACGAGGAGAACGCGGUAGUCUAAUAAACGGAGAUGUGGUUGUGUGGGACGACGAGGGGUGAAUUUUCCAGUUUGUCCUCAGCAGCUCUACUGGUUCCCAUGGGGAAACUUUAAAGAGGUUCUCUGCUCUACAGCGAUCAAUGACCGGUCAUCCAUAUCGGAUUGGUGGGAGUCACCGAUCGGCUGUAUGGAUGGAAGCAGGAGGCUGUGUACACUGUGUAGUACCUGGCGCCAACCUACGGAAGCCUAGUUCCUAUUCACUUGAAGGGGAGCUGAGCCGCAGUACCCCGACCGGGCCACUACGCGUUGUAUGGCGCUGUCAACCUCCAGCUCCGGACGCUGUAUAGCUUCUGAUGCCGCAACAAACUGAAGCUGCUGAUUGGUGGGGUCUGACGCCUGGCACCCCCACCAAUCUGAUAUGGAUGACCUAUCCAGCUGUCAUGACACUACAACUCCCAGCCUGCACUAUUGGAGACCACGGCUCUCUGGGAUUCAUAUGCAAAAUGGUAACUAAAAAAAGAAACGGGUCUCUACGGCGCCACCUAGAGGCAGCCAAGCUAUAAAUCAUAAGUUCUGCUGUCUUAAAGAAUUUGGGGUUGGGUUACCAGCCGACUCUAAUGCCUCAUUCACACGUCAGUGUUCGGUCAGUGAUUUUUCUCUAAACACAGAACAGGUGCAGAUCUUUCCCUAAUGUCUGUGGAGGCUCCAGUCCUGGAUUUGGCUCACAAUGACUGAUGGAAAUCACUGACCAAACACUGACGUGUGACUGAGGCUUAAGGCCUCAUGCACACCUCUGUAUGUAUUUUGCAGUCUGAAAAAUACGGAUACCGCCCGUGAGCGUCCUGCAGGCCCCAUUGUCAAAAUGCCCUAUUCUUUUCCGUUUUGCGGACAAGUCUAGGACACAUAUGAAAUUGAUAUAGCACACAGUAUGCUGUCUACGUUUUUUUUGACCCCAUUGAAAUGAAUGUCUGCAUUCAAGUUAGAGAACACCUGAGCAUGUUGGGAGUUGUAGUUUCACAGCAGCUGGCGUGCUGAAGGUUGCUGAUCCCUGCCCCAGAUCAUGGUAGCCCAUGUUUAAAAGGGUUGUCUCGCCUCCAACACUUGUGGCCUAUCUCUAGAACGGAGCGCAUGCGCAGGCACCGUCCAUUCAUUUCUGUGGGAGCGCUGAAAAUAGCUGAGCGGUGCACUCGUCUAUUUUCGGAAGUCUCAUAGAAAUGAAUGAAGCGCGCACUGUGCAAGAGCCGCCACCGCUCCGUUCACUUCUUUGGAACUGACCUGUAAAGGGAAGAUGACGUGCCUGCUUCCUGGCGCCGGUUCUCCGCUCUUUCUCCUCUAGGCCCGGGCUGAUCUCCGGGACGACAUCGCUGCAGCAGAAACCGGAUCCCUUUGUGUCAUGUGACCAUUUGUCAUGACACAAGGAGCGUUGGUCUCCGUUGCGGCAAUGUUGACCCGGAUUUUUACAGCAAGGGAAGUAAGCUUCCUUUACACGCCCGGCCCCAAUUCUUGCACAACCCCUUUAUUGAUUGAUCAGACAUUGACUUACAGGGUAGUGACCUAUAGGGGGCACUGGAGAGUUUUCUGGAUGGCGGCCACUUUGCAUCGUCUCCAUGGAAAAGAUGUUGGGGAGAGUUCACAUCUCCGCUUCAUUUUCCGUUCUAAUCCGUCAGAAAAAUAGAAGAAAAAAAAUAAAUUCGGUUGUGCACUUGGCAUCCAUUAUUUAUUUAUUUAUUUUUAGAA